Molecule: messenger RNA, 504 nt
Organism: Eruca vesicaria subsp. sativa (arugula)
Lineage: Eukaryota; Viridiplantae; Streptophyta; Magnoliopsida; Brassicales; Brassicaceae
Source: the annotation of a GenBank genome assembly
AUGAAAUCGAAACUGAGAGAUUUGCCUGUAGGAUUCAGGUUUCGUCCAACAGAUUGUGAGAUGUCAAAAUAUAUAUUGACCAAAAAAUUUUUGGAAGAACAACCAAUGGAAGUUCGUAAUGUACGGUAUGUACCUGAAGAGUGUCAUGACAUCUUUUCAAAGCAUCCUCGUGACUUGCCUGGCUACCCAAGAGAAACACAUUGGUUCUUUUAUUGCAGAAAACUUGACAGCCAUGUUACUACUAACUCUCAUAGUAUUUGGAAACAAAUCGGAGAAGAAACUGAUGUCUUAGAUCCAAAGAAUAACGAUGCAUUAGUUGGUAUCAAACAUUCAUUUAUUCUUGUUGAUUACGAAGAAGAGUCCGAUGAUAUUCUUUUCUCAGAUGAAGAAGAACCUUCAAACUGGUUCAUGGAUGAAAUUAGCCUCCCUUUGACAGUUUCAGAGACUGACUGGGUUUUGUGCCAUGUUUUCCGCAAACCUGGAUCUUCUUUUGAAGAAAGAUGA